Molecule: messenger RNA, 2595 nt
Organism: Rhizoctonia solani
Lineage: Eukaryota; Fungi; Basidiomycota; Agaricomycetes; Cantharellales; Ceratobasidiaceae
Product: Retrotransposable element Tf2 protein
Exons: 2
Coding region: 1-2595 (864 amino acids)
Molecular function (GO): nucleic acid binding; zinc ion binding
Source: RefSeq, a predicted model, not a curated record
AUGGAACCGGAGCCAACCCUUGCCUCUCUCCUCAAGGCUAUCCAAACCCUUACCAGUCAAGUCGGGUCCUUGCAGGCCCAAAUCCACACUCAAGGCCAACAGCUCUCUGAGCUCAAAGCCAUAUGCAAGGAAACCAACAACCUCGUUGGAGACAAGGAUCAGGGCGGAGCCCAAGCCAAGCCUGGCCCAUUGACUGGGCCUAUCACUCCCCCCACCCAUACAGGGGGAGAAGCGCACACUCCAGGAACGGUUAGACCUGGGCUCAAGGCCCCCUUCCGCCCUUCAAGAGGCACAGGCUUUGACUCCAAGGAAGAAGAGGAGCCAAGAAGAGUCCCCAAAAGAGAGCCUAUGGGAACGCCUAAACGCUCCCUCAGUUCCCUCACUCCCUUCGACUCCGGGUCUUCAGUGAAACAACCCAAAAUGGAAUUACCGGACCCUUAUAAGGGAGAUACCAGGGGAAGGAAGGCCACACAAUGGCUUGAUCGGAUGCUCCUUUGGGUUGCCCUCCACAGGGAUCAGUUUGAUGAGGAGGAACAGAUGGUGGUAUGGAUUUUAUACCACAUGACAGAUAAAGCUGCCAACUGGGCUCUCCCCAUUAUUGGGACCAUUAUCAAGGGCAAGGGAAAUCCCCCCACUACCAUCCCGGCCUUAACGGCCAAAUUCAAAGAAGCCUUCGCCGAUCCAGACGCGAAGAGGGCGGCCGCCAGGAAGAUUGCCGCGUUAACUCAGACCACCACCACAUCUGAGUACGUCACAGAGUUCCGCAAUCUCAUGGCGGAACUUGACUGGAACACUGAGGCGUACAUUGCCCAGUUUACGCGCGGUCUUCACUGGAAGGUGAAAGAACUCCUGUCCACCAAGGACAAUAUUCCCGACGAUGACCUGGAGGCCAUAUUUGCCGCCUCGGUCAAGAUUGACAACACUUGUUGGGAGAACAAGGAAAACCGUCCCAAGAAGGCUCCCACCAAGGCUCCGGUCGCCACGACCACCACUACCACCACCAGGGUCCAACUGUCCAAAGACCCCAAUUAUGUCACUCCAGAGGAACGGGAUUGCCGCCGCGCAUCAGGGCUAUGCGUCAAAUGCGGUCAGAAGGGCCAUGGAAUCAAGCAGUGCCCGAAUGGCUGGAAAGCCACGAUUAAAGAGGUAGUCAAGCCCCUGACUCCAAAAUUGGACAAUCUAGAUAGUUUUGAAUUUGUAUCUCUUGCUCUAGACUCAAAUAAAAAACCUCUUUUAUUCAUUGAUCUAUAUGUCCAAAAUUCCCCGGCAGAACCCCUCAAAACACUCAUAGACUCCGGAGCCACAUCAAAUUUUAUCUCCCCAUCAAUUGUGGAAAAAUUAAAAAUCCCAAAAACCCAACUCGAAAAUCCACGAGUUGUGAGAAUGCUAGAUGGUACAAUCUCUCAGACUGGCCGCAUUUGGCACCAAGUUCAUCUCACGGUUUUGGCCAAUGGCCAUACACACUCCAUCCCUUUCCUAGUCUGCCCAAUUGGGAACACACCCGCCAUACUUGGCAUGUCAUGGCUCACUCAGGAAUCACCCCUCAUAGACUGGAAUCUAGGCACCGUCACCUUCCCAGACCAAGUCCAGAUAGCCUUGGAAGAAGAAGCAGAUCCUAACCCACUUGCAGAUCUACCUACGGAAUACCAUGAAUUUGCUAAAGUGUUUGGAGAAGAGGAAUUUAAGGUCCUUCCCCCGCACAGGGAAUAUGAUAUUGCCAUUGACCUAAUUCCCAACGCCAAACUCUCCCCUGGACCCAUCUACGGCAUGACUGAUGCAGAAUCCAAGGCGCUGAAAGUACAUAUCGAUGAGGAAUUAGCAACAGGCAAGAUCCGCCCCAGCACUUCCUCAGCAGGCGCCCCUGUCAUGUUUGUUAAAAAGGCAGAUGGUUCUCUGAGACUUGUGGUGGACUAUUGGAAGCUAAAUGACGUAACUCAUAAAAACGUUUAUCCCUUACCACGGCAAGACGAUCUCAUGGCCAAACUUAGGCAUGCAAAGCUGUUCACAAAACUGGAUCUCUGCUGGGGCUACAAUAACGUCCGAAUCAAGGAAGGUGACGAGUGGAAAACAGCUUUCCGCACCAAAUAUGGGUUAUUCAAAUACUUGGUCAUGCCUUUCGGUCUCACAAACGCUCCCGCCGCAUUUCAACACUUUAUGAAUGACCUGUUCAGGGACCUGAUCGACGUAACAGUGGUAAUUUACUUAGAUGACAUUCUCAUCUUCUCAGAAAAGCCGGAAGAUCACCCGCUCCAUGUCAGAGAAGUUCUGUCUAGAUUAAUGAAGAACCAGUUGUUCUGCAAACUGUCAAAAUGUCAUUUCCACGUCACUACAGUGGAUUACUUGGGCAUUGUCAUAUCUCCAGCCGGCUUCUCCAUGGACCAGAAAAAGAUCGAGGCCGUCACUACAUGGCCCACUCCCAAAACAGUCAAACAGGUCCAGGCAUUCCUAGGAUUUGUCAACUACCUCCGCCGAUUCAUUCCCAACUUUAGCUCCGUGGCACGCCCCCUGCAUAAUCUCACCAGAAAGGAAACCCCAUGGUCAUGGGGUAACCUGGAGGAAGUAGCGUUCCAGGAACUGAAGUCCCUUGUUACCUGA